AUGCAUAAUGAGAAGGACGGGUUCCCAAUCACGGCUUUACGAGAGAUCAAGCUUCUCAAAAUCCUAUCACACCCAAAUAUUCUACAGCUUCAAGAAAUGGCUGUAGAACGGAGCAGAGGCGAAGGACGAAAGAAACCUUCAAUGUACAUGGUGACUCCUUAUAUGGAACACGACUUGUCCGGGUUGCUAGAGAACCCAGAUGUUCAGUUUUCCGAACCUCAGAUAAAAUGCUACAUGAUACAGCUACUCAAGGGCCUCCAGUAUCUGCACGAGAAUCGAAUUUUGCACAGGGAUAUGAAGGCUGCCAAUCUGUUGAUUAACAAUGCAGGAGUGCUUCAGAUAGCUGACUUUGGGCUUGCGCGACCCUAUGAUGAAGCACCACCAGUUGCUGGUAAAGGAGGCGGAGAAGCGAAGAGGGAAUACACGACACUGGUUGUCACUCGAUGGUAUCGGCCCCCUGAACUUCUUCUCCAACUACGCCGCUACACUACCGCCAUCGAUUUGUGGGGAGCCGGAUGUGUGUUCGGUGAAAUGUUCAAAGGAAAACCUAUUCUUGCUGGAAGCAGUGACCUUAAUCAAGCGCAACUCAUCUUCAAUCUCGUCGGCUCACCCACCGAAGAAAAUAUGCCAGGAUGGAGCGCAUUACCAGGAGCCGAACCAAUCAGAUCGUUUGGUUUCAAACGCCCAACUCUCGCAACCGUUUUCCAGGACCAAGGUCCCGUCGCUAUUUCUCUUCUAACCGAACUUCUGAGGCUCGAUUGGCGCAAAAGAAUAAAUGCCAUCGAUGCACUUAAACACCCAUACUUCACUACCCCCCCUCUACCUGCUCGUCCUGGCGACAUCCCGUCAUUUGAAGAUUCCCAUGAACUCGACAGAAGGAAAUUCCGCGGCCAAAAGGCUGCACUACCCCCAGCACCCGCGGGAGGAAAAGCCGAGUCCCAAUUGCAGCGCGUUCUGGCUAUGGAGGUAACAUGCCCCCAUCCUCCAGACCGCCAUAUGACAGCCGUGGCGGACCUGAUCCAGUUCAUGGUCACAAACGAAAAGCAUCAGGCGAACCACAUGGCCAUCUCGCAGCAUGGCAACGUGAUGCAAACUUACCACCCAAACCUCCCGCUCCAGCUAAUCCUCCGUGGCAGGGUGGUCCUCGUCGGGGCGGAGGGCCCGGUCAAGACCAAAGACGCGAUAGACCGCCACCGCCUCGAGGUGGAGGAGGUAUCAGUGAUGGAGGUAGAGACUCAUCAGGGGGAGAUGGAACGUUACCUCCGCGGAGGGAUAAUAUCGAUCCAGUAUCAAGAGAUCGGUACUGGCGACCCAGCCGAAGCCGGAGCCCAGAGUCAAGGGACCGUAGCCGGACUGGUGAUCCUGGUGCGCUCCCUCAUCAUCUAUAUAGACGUUAACAUUCUCGUUUGGACCGAACGACUUCAUUUUGCUACUCAUUCCACCACCAAAUCAAUACCAGAUAAUCAGGCUUUUGUGUUUUCGAUAUUUGACCCACCUUACCUUUUCUUGAUCUAA
Messenger RNA from Arthroderma uncinatum, 1515 nucleotides. RefSeq names its product CMGC/CDK protein kinase. The record is from RefSeq and is a predicted model, not a curated record. Gene Ontology annotation, biological process: protein phosphorylation. Bases 1 to 1515 code for a protein of 504 amino acids. The transcript has 8 exons. Gene Ontology annotation, molecular function: ATP binding; cyclin-dependent protein serine/threonine kinase activity. Gene Ontology annotation, cellular component: nucleus. Lineage: Eukaryota; Fungi; Ascomycota; Eurotiomycetes; Onygenales; Arthrodermataceae.